AUGGCCGCCUCGACCUCGCUCCCGUCCAGUUGGACGCCGCCGGGUCCGACCGAGAUUCCGGCGCCAGCUCGUCCCGCGAUCGAGGACCGACACACGCUGUCCAACAUCGCACAGAUCUACAGCACCCACCUCCACGUCGACUGGCUCAUCGAUUGGGACGGAAAGCGCAUCGAGGGGAGCGUUGAGCACGAGCUGCGCGUCGCACAUGCCGCCAUCGAGCACGUCGUGCUGGAUACGUCUUAUCUCGAUAUCAGGCGCGUGGAGAUCGACGGUAAAGAAGUCAAAGGGUGGAAGAAGGACGCCCGCAAGGGCAUGCUUGGCGAAGCGCUGCAUGUUCCCCUUCCGAAGGCUAUGAAGCUGGGCGAAACAUGCAAGCUGAAGAUCGACUACGCUACUACCGAGGAGUGCACUGCCUUGGGUUGGCUGACCAAAGAACAAACAGCAGCAAAGACAGCGCCGUUCCUCUACUCGCAAUGCCAGGCCAUCCAUGCACGCAGCAUGCUCCCCUGCUUCGACUCGCCAGCACGCAAGGUGACGUACACCUCGCGUGUGCGCAGCCGCAUCCCGGUCCUCAUGAGCGCUUUGCCCACGCACGCGGCGCCCGGCGAUCCUUUUCCAUCGGGAGAUGGUGAGAAGGAGUACACAUUCGAGCAACGCAUUGGUAUCCCCACGUACCUCAUCGCCGUCGUGGGCGGCGUGCUCGACUUCCGCGCGCUCGGCCCCCGCACAGGCAUCUACGCCGAAGCGCCCGUCGUAGAGAACGCCAAGUGGGAAUUCGAGCGCGACGCUGAGCACUUUUUGCAGGCGGCCGAGAAAAUCGUCAGUCCGUAUUCGUGGACACGGUACGACUCGGUUGUACUACCCCCUUCGUUCCCGUACGGCGGAAUGGAGAACGCAAACAUGACGACGCUGACGCCAGCGCUCGUCUGCGGCGAUCGGUCGCUGACGGACGUGCUGGCACACGAGCUGAUGCACAGUUGGUCUGGCAACCUCACAUCCUGCGCCAACUGGUCUUCCUUCUGGCUCAACGAGGGCUGGACCGUCUAUCUCGAGCGACUCGUUCUGCAGGAGGUGCACGGCGGCGCGCAGAGCAAGGAGGGCCCUGCGGCGCGCGGGUUCAGCUACAUCAUCGGCGCCAAGGCGCUCAAGGACGCGCUUGAGCAGUUCGCAGGGGAGCCGCGCUUCCAGCGGCUCGUGCCUGUCUUCAAAGGCGUCGAAGACCCUGACGACGCUUUCUCCUCGGUCCCGUACGAGAAGGGCUCCAACUUCCUCUUGCACAUUGAGCGCACGGUCGGAGGCCUGGAUGUAUUCAUGCCGUACGUCAAAGCCUAUUUUGCCACCUUUUUCGACCGUUCGGUGACUACGGAAGAGUGGCGUGCCCACCUGUACGCAUUCUACGCAGGCUCGCCCGAGAUUACCAAGAAACUCGACAACAUCCAGUGGGAUGCAUGGUUGUACGGCGAAGGCGUCGACCUCCCCGUCGACAUGACGAAGGAUUACGAUAGCUCGCUCGCCGAGGCCGCCUUUGCGCUCGCCCAGCGCUGGGAAGCCGUCAUCACCGGCGCCGCGAACAACAAGGCUGGAGCUGCUACGGCUUUCGGUCCUGUGGACAUCCAGGGCUGGAACGCCAACCAGAUUGUCGUCUUUCUCGAGAAGCUCCACUCGGGUCCGCAGGUGCCACCUACGGUCGUCACGCAGCUCGAUGAUGCGUACGGCUUCUCGAAAGCGACGAACGGGGAGGUGCUGCUACGCUUCUUUGAAGUCGCGCUCGAGGUCAAGUCCGAUGACGACAGGUACGCCAGGCAAGCGGCCGAGUGGGUCAAAGGCCAAGGUAGGAUGAAGUUCUGCCGCACCGUCUAUCGCGCACUGCACAAGAUUGAGCCUGAACUUGCUAAGAAGACGUUCGUCGAGAACAAAGGUUUCUACCACCCUAUCGCCGCAGCUCAAAUAGAAAAGGUGAGUUUGCAUAGGCGAAACAUCAUCGCCGUCAUUGGGUCGACGGGGACGGGUAAGUCACAGCUCGCCGUCGAGCUUGCGCGCGCCAUUGAACGCAAACACGCCGAGUAUGCUGGCGCGGAUGUCAUCUCCGCGGACAGCAUGCAGGUAUAUAAGGGCUUGGAUAUCAUUACAAACAAGGUCACCCCGAAGGAGAUGCAGGGAAUUAAGCAUCAUCUGAUUGAUUUCUUCCAGCCCGGGCAGGAAUACGCGGUCGGCUCGUUUCAUGACGACACACACCGAAUCCUCUCUCGCCGAAAGCCGGCCCCGUCAUUGCCCAUCAUCGCUGGCGGCACGACGUACUACAUCCAGCACCUUCUGUUUCCUGGCCGCCUCUUGUCAGCAAGCGCAGGUGCCAGUAUUUACCCUCCAGAGGUCCAAGAAACGCUUGACAAGUUCUCGCCGGAAGAAAAGCAAUUGUGGGCAUUGAUCCAAGAGGACGAUAACGCUGGCGAGCUGCUCAAGCCCGAGGAGCUCGAGGACCCGCGAGCUUUGUGGGAUCUGCUGCACAAAGUCGACCCUCUCAUGGCACGGCGAUGGCACUUCAAAGACACUCGCAAAGUCCUGCGCAGCCUUCGCGUGCUGCAGACCAGCGGCAAAUGCCACUCGCAGUGGAUCACGGAGCAGGACGCGAGCGAGAAGGCAACAAGUGCUGGCGCCAUCGACCUGGAAGAGGGGCCAUGGCGGAUUCUCUUGUUUUGGGUCUGGCGAGAUCCGCAAAGCCUGAGCACCAGCUUGAAUGCUCGCAUAAAAACGAUGAUCCAGCGAGGUCUGCUCGACGAAAUCCGAGAACUACGCGCGAUCGUCAAGGAGAAGCAAGGAUGCGAUCCAGCCAAGGUGGACUACACGCGUGGCAUCUUUCAGGCGAUAGGUUAUAAGGAGUUUGACGCUUAUUUGACGUACCAGGAAGAGCAUGGCGUGGAUAGCACGGACAACGAGACGGGACAGAAGCUUUUCGAACAAGGCAUCGAGGACAUGGAGAUAGCAACGCGGCAGUACGCCAAGAAGCAAGUGUCUUGGAUACGCAACAAGCUGGCAGCCGAGAUACGAAGAGUGCGAGAGCUAGACAAUCGUCUGGGAAGAGCGUCUACCGUGGAUGUCUAUCUUCUGGACGCAACGGACGACUGGGAAAAUUGUGUGGCGCGGCCGGCAAAAGAGAUCCUUGAAGCAUGGCUAUCCAAACUGGAGCUUCCUGAUCCGUUGACAUUGAGCCCAGUAGCAGCCGAGCGCCUCGCCCCAAUGCUCAGUCCAUCUCCGGCAAGUGCAGGCAAUGCUGGGACACUCGAGAAGAACGAGCUUCGCAAAUGCGAAUUAUGUUCUUCGCUCAUGACGGACGCGCCAGUGUGGAUCCGAGUGGCGGAGUGGGAUCAACAUCGUCAAGGCAAAGCGCAUCGACGCGCUGCCAAGGUACAGAACAAAGACCAGGUCAUCGAGCGCGCGAAAGCAGAGGGAUGGGCACGGAAGAUGGCGCGACAGCAACACCGGCAACCUUCGGACUCUAGAGAUAGUAGUGACUUUGUAUAA
Molecule: messenger RNA, 3519 nt
Organism: Tilletiaria anomala UBC 951
Lineage: Eukaryota; Fungi; Basidiomycota; Exobasidiomycetes; Georgefischeriales; Tilletiariaceae
Exons: 10
Coding region: 1-3519 (1172 amino acids)
Biological process (GO): proteolysis; tRNA processing
Cellular component (GO): cytosol
Molecular function (GO): epoxide hydrolase activity; metallopeptidase activity; zinc ion binding
Source: RefSeq, a predicted model, not a curated record